Molecule: messenger RNA, 1350 nt
Organism: Porites evermanni
Lineage: Eukaryota; Metazoa; Cnidaria; Anthozoa; Scleractinia; Poritidae
Source: the annotation of a GenBank genome assembly
CUUAGUAGCCAAGACGUAAGGAGUGUUUAUCUUGUGACAUACAGUCAAGCCGAUAUGGACAAAUUUGCCAGACGGGAAGAUUUUGCAAGUGCAGUAGUAGAAUCGUUUUCUCAAGGACAUGCCAAAGUAAAGCACUGGUCAUGUUGUUUGGAAGAACACAAGGAUGGAGGAUUACACUUUCAUCUAGCUAUAAAACUAGACCGAAAUCAACGUUGGAUAUCAUGGAAAACAUAUCUACUUGAUGUGUACAGAAUAAGCGUUCACUAUUCAAAUCGGCAUUAUAAUUAUUAUAGAGCGUGGAAGUAUGUUACGAAGUCCGACGCAUGCUACAUCAAGAGUGAAGGACAUCCCCGUCUAGAUGACACGGAGCCACAGACAAGCUCUGCAAGCCGUUCGAGACGUCAACGUCGGAAAAGAAGUCCUGGAAAUACUACUAACUCGGAAAUAUCAAGCGCGGACGAGGAGGAGGAAGAUAGCGAUGGGAACUCCACCGCUAACGGGAGGAAAAAAAGGUGGAGACUUACCGCGUAUGAGGUGGGAGAAAUAAUUGUUAAAAGAAAUGUCACAACUCUUACAGAACUUCAAGCCUUAGCAUUUGAACAAAAAAAAGAAGGCAAGACAGAUUUGGCGGAAUUUUUAGUUAACCGCAACCCAAAGGUUGUCGCCGAUGUAUUACAAACUGCUUGGGAGAUCGAGAAUGCGCCCAAGAAGUUGGCACGGUUGCGCAAAAGUCGCAUGGACCUUCUAGAGGAUGCUAAAACUGGCUCCUGUGUAACAGGUUGUAAUGGUGAGUGGUUAACGUGUGCGCAACAAAUUUUACACAACAACGGCAUUUCUCUGGAAUUUUUCCGCACUGCUGUGAAGGAUUUACUGGUGAACGGGCGUGGAAAGCACAAGAAUAUUAUGUUAACAGGUCCAGCAAAUUGCGGGAAAACAUUUUUAUUGAACCCACUGACAACUAUCUACGACACAUUCAGCAACCCUGCAACAGGAACCUUUGCUUGGGUUGGGGUUGACAAAGCAGAAUGCAUUUUCCUCAACGACUUCCGCUGGUCUCCUCAAUUGAUCCCAUGGCAUGAUUUCUUGCUUCUACUAGAGGGUCAAACUGUACAUCUACCCGCCCCAAAGACCCAUUUCUCUAAGGACAUUACUGUGAAGUCCGAUACACCGAUUUUUUGUACUACUAAGUAUCCAAUUCUCUUUCUCAAAAAUGGCGUGCUAGAUCAGCGAGAGACUGAGAUGAUGAAAGUACGGUGGAACUUGUUUGAGUUGAGUUACGUAAUCCCUCGGGAAUCGCAGCGCGUGAUCUCAUCUUGUGGGAAAUGUUUCUCCGAUCUGAUACUAGGUUAA